AUGGGCCGCUUAGUUGGGAGGCUAUUCGUAGGCUUUACAUCGUCUCUGAUAUGCUUCAUUGCAUACUCGCCGCAAAUCUUCGUAAUAUGGCCAUGGUACGGUCGUGAACUCUCGGUAGAGCUCAUCACCCUGCUACUCCCAUUCAAUCUCCUGGUUGGCGUGCUGCUAUGGAACUACUAUCUGUGUGCAGUGACAGACCCCGGCAGGGUCCCUGCGGGCUGGAAACCAGACGUACAAGACAAUGACGGAUACGAAGUGAAGAAAUUGACUCGAGGACCAAGAUUUUGUCGGACGUGUGAGGCUUAUAAGCCUCCGCGCGCUCACCACUGCAGGCAGUGCAAACGGCACGUACUACGAUACAGGUUGACCGCUCAUACAGACCAUCACUGUCCAUGGGUGAACAAUUGCGUGGGACACUUCAACUAUGGGCAUUUCGUGCGAUUCCUUUUCUACGUCGAUCUCGCGUGCUCGUAUCACUUCGCCAUGGUCGCCCGGCGAGUGUAUGCUGCUACACAGUACUGGGAGGACAUAGCUAGUACAGAGCUCAUAUUCAUCAUAUUAAACUUUGCAACGUGCAUCCCCGUCCUCGUUGCAGUUGGUGCAUUCAGUCUGUACCACUUUUGGGCUUUAUCGGGCAAUACCACUACCAUCGAAGGAUGGGAGAAGGACAAGGUCGCGACUCUUGUCCGGCAUGGCAAAAUUCACGAGAUUAAGUUCCCCUAUAAUCUUGGGAUCAGGCGCAAUAUUUGCUCCGUGCUCGGCGACAACCCCCUCCUAUGGUGCUGGCCGACUGUCACUCCGGGAACAGGUCUCAAGUAUCAGCUUGCCGAGGGCGACGACUCCCGUGGCGUAGCAUGGCCUCCCGAAGAUCCGACCAAAAUCAAUACCCUACCCGAGUCGGACCCCAAUUACAAGUUUGUCCUCCCAGACAACCCAUGGACAUUCCAGAAUGGCUCACUCAACCCCCACCUCGAACCCUCGAACACCCGUAGACGCCCAUCCUCGCAGCGACGUCUCCAGUCCGCCGCAGCGCAGGGCCCAUAUUCUUCGCUGCCUCCGUACCAUCCAGAUUAUGACGAAUCUCAGGCCGAGCCCGCAUACGCGCUAUCUUCUGAGUCUUCAUCCGGCGAGGAAGAGGUGCCUGAUGACGAAUUCGGCCGUCGUAUGGGCCGUGUUCGCGUGCGCAGGGGCUCUGAAGGCUACGAAGUGAAGUCUGUUGACCGGGAGGAGGUGCUCCGCAGAUUCGUCGAGGGCCGGACACACGAACCUGGCAGAUAUCAGCGCUAUGUGCCAGAGCCGUCCAGUGAGAGCGAAGUCGAGGAUGGAGACGCGGAUGAGUCUAUACCUCUUGCUCAGCAGGUUGAACAAUGGCGAUCGGCUACUUAA
Molecule: messenger RNA, 1386 nt
Organism: Postia placenta MAD-698-R-SB12
Lineage: Eukaryota; Fungi; Basidiomycota; Agaricomycetes; Polyporales; Adustoporiaceae
Exons: 9
Coding region: 1-1386 (461 amino acids)
Biological process (GO): translation
Cellular component (GO): endoplasmic reticulum membrane
Molecular function (GO): protein-cysteine S-palmitoyltransferase activity
Source: RefSeq, a predicted model, not a curated record